Messenger RNA from Cercocebus atys (sooty mangabey), 402 nucleotides. RefSeq names its product protein PXR1-like. The transcript has 3 exons. Bases 1 to 402 code for a protein of 133 amino acids. NCBI's taxonomy places the organism in Eukaryota, Metazoa, Chordata, Mammalia, Primates, Cercopithecidae. The record is from RefSeq and is a predicted model, not a curated record.
AUGGAGAUGUGUAGGGCUCUCAGAGAAGUACCAAUUAAAAUGUAUUACCCCACGGAAAAGAUGCGGAUGGCAGAAGCUGGCAAAAGAAAGAAAGAAAGAAAGAAAGAAAGAAAGAAAGAAAGAAAGACUAUUGAAAGAAAGAAAGAAAGAAAGAAAGAAAGAAAGAAAGAAAGAAAAGAAAGAAAGAAAGAAAGAAAGAAAGAAAGAAAGAAAGAAAGACUGAUGAAAGAAAGAAAGAAAGAAAGAAAGAAAGAAAGAAAGAAAGAAAGAAAGAAAGAUCAUGGAAAGAAAGAAAGAAAGAAAGAAAGAAAGAAAGAAAGAAAGAAAGAAAGAAAGAGGCUUGAAAGAAAGAAAGAAAGAAAGAAAGAAAGAAAGAAAGAAAGAAAGAAAGAAAGAUGCUAG